UGCACUGUAUCAGACAUAUAGCCAGACUCACCUUAAUACCUGCAGCCAACGACUCCACGACAACCACACCUGACGAUGAAGACACGCCCACUACGGUUGGUGAUCAUCCCUGAAUACGCCAGGCCUGAAAACUCAUUAAAGUAGUACAUAUUGUCAGUGAUAACGAUGAAUGAUGAAAGACACCUGUAACUCGGAUGUGUCAUAGUGAGUUCAGUUCGGUACCGAAAUCUGGAUAUGGAUUAUACGGAAACAGAAAUAAUGCGAUUUUUAUAACAAAAAAAAAAGAAAUGUAAUGAAAUAUAAUUUGGCCGAGCACAUUUCAAGAUUAAGACCUUCACAAUCACCGAUUGCUAUAUCAUUGAGCCGGUGUCCGACUUGGUCUUCGCUCGAUCCUCUGAAGUUCAAGGGAUAUUGGGACAGCAACGCUAACGCCAUACUUUUAAAUAAUGGAUCUACUGCAUAUUUCACGUUCAACGACGCGUCAGUGCGACCGACCCUCAGCGGGGGUCCCCUGAUCGGAGAGUAUAUCUUCGAGCAGAUGCACUUCCACUGGUCUGUAGAUGACUUCACCGGAUGCGAGCACGUGCUCGAUGGCCACGGGUACGCCGCAGAAUGCCACUUCGUCCACUAUAACAGUAAAUACGAAUCCUUGGAGACGGCGGUGGGCCAUCCCGAUGGAUUGGCUGUGGUCGGAUUCCUCCUGGAGACUGUCGACGCUCCCAACCCGAGGUUCGAUAGACUAGUACAAGGUCUGGAGGGGAUUCAGAAGAGGGAGUCAGUCAUGAAUGUUACUUCAGAAUCGCUAUUAUGGAUGGACAGAGAAGACCUUCAAAUCGGCAACUACGUGACUUACAAGGGCUCCCUGACGACGCCGCCCUACACCGAGUGUGUCACUUGGAUCAUUUACGAGAAACCUGUACAAAUUGGUUCCGAACAGCUGGGUCUACUUCGACAACUUGAAGGGCCGGACAGUCAACCCAUUGAGAGAAACGUUCGUCCGACCCAGAGACACCCGCCGGGCCACUCCGUUAUUUACGUUAAGCAAGUUAGGUCAAAACUCUGAAAACAACUAAUUUUCUGCGAUCAAUGAAACAAGAACUAGAACAGUGAAAUGAUGACGUAAGAGUAUUCUGUUUGUGUGAGCGAUUUGUAUUAACAAUAAACUCACACCAAUUAAAACUCGGUUCGUUAUUAAGUUUACUGUAUUUUGUUUAAAUAUUGAAAUGUUUAUAACGUUUUCGUUAUAGCAACCCGCACUACCUCUUACAAAAUUUAUUAGAUUAAUCAAAUUAUUGUUUUCGUUUAAGUUUAAUAAAAUACUAUUUAUCUA
Bombyx mandarina (wild silkworm) is the source of this 1330-nucleotide messenger RNA. It is a transcript of the gene CAH3, whose product is annotated as Carbonic anhydrase 3. NCBI's taxonomy places the organism in Eukaryota, Metazoa, Arthropoda, Insecta, Lepidoptera, Bombycidae. The record is from RefSeq and is a predicted model, not a curated record. Gene Ontology annotation, molecular function: zinc ion binding; carbonate dehydratase activity. Gene Ontology annotation, cellular component: cytoplasm.